AGAGGCGCCAUUUUGCGCUGCCGCCGCUGCCUGCAGGACGGGUCCGGAGGCUCUGCGGGGAGGGAGGCUGGAAGGAGGCCGCUGCCCGUGACUCGCGUCCCCGUUCGCUGAGCGCAGCAACCAGCACCCCGCCGCCAUGAGCGACGUGGAGGAGAAUAACUUCGAGGGGAGGGUUAAUGUUCGUGAAGAAAUUGAAGAGUUUUUUCCAAGAUUGUGGAAGAUAAAUCAAGAUAAAAGAAGGCUAAUGAAAAAUAUUAAAGAUCAGAAAAUUAAAAUUGAAUGGGGGAAAAAAUUGAACAGAAGAUUGGUCAGAUAGAAGCACUUGAAUGUUUUUUUAAGGCUAUAAUGAAUUGUUUGAAUUGGGGAAGAAUACACGAAGUAUGAAAAAUGAAAAACUCAAUGAAGAAUGAAGAAAAGUAGAAAGCAAGAGUGAAGUAGAAUUAAAAGAAUCUGGAAGAAUGAAUGGGUCCUAGGUUAAGUAAAUGUAUGGUUUAUGUUCCAGUGUCUGUAUGAUCAAGUUGUAGAUGAAUUUGCAUGAUUACUUAGUUAAUAGAGAAUUGGUGAUCUGGUUCAAGUAGGGAAUUAUUUGAGGAAAGCAUACAAUAUUAACAGUGGGUUAACAGACUGAAAUUUGUUCUGGAGGGUAUUGCCUAACCAUUUGUCUUUCAGGAGCAAUCAAAAUAAUAUAAUUACGGUACUUUAAAUGUUAGGAGUUAGGCAUUUAUAUGACCAGUACCAUUUGUAAUACUAUCUUUUUUGUUAGGAGUCUCGCUCCCAGUCAAAAUCUCCAGCUGGGAGUCCUGCUCGUGUAAAAUCGGAGAGCAGGUCAGGAUCUCGUAGUCCAUCGAGGGCUUCCAAACAUUCUGAAUCGCACUCCCGGUCAAGGUCAAAAUCCAGAUAAAGUAGAACAGUUGCUCAGAGUUAAUGCUCAUGCCACUUCCCCGAAAAUGCUGGGUUCCAAAGAAAAUUGGUUCUAAUUGCUGAAUAGAGGGUUCUCCUCAUAUUAGCAAAAUAGAUCUACAAAAGUAUGAGCUUCACAAAACAGAUUGGUUUACUUGUUGGAAGGGAUGAAGACUGUUUAGAUGAAGACUUUGACAACUUGGGUCCAGAUCAAGAAGACAUUCUCACAGACGUUACACUCGCUCCAGGUCCCAUUCUCAUUCUCAUUCCCAUAGGAGACGAUCUCGAAGCAGAUCGUACACACCCGAAUAUCGUCGCCGAAGGAGCCGCAGUCAUUCUCCAAUGUCUAACCGAAGAAGGCACACUGGCAGCAGAGUCAGAAAGCAUAGUGAUAAAGUGAGAAGUGCCAAAAGUCAAGCAGAGCUGGGCCUUACAAAGAUUGGGCGACCACACCCUGCACGCAAUAUUCAAGAUGUGGGCAUACAAAGGAUUUAUAUAGAGGCUAAUCCAGAUCCUAACACAUGCCUUGGAGUGUUUGGCCUCAGUUUGUAUACCACUGAGCGAGACUUGCGUGAAGUCUUUUCCCGUUACGGACCUUUGAGUGGCGUCAAUGUGGUUUAUGAUCAGCGGACUGGACGAUCAAGAGGAUUCGCUUUUGUUUAUUUUGAGAGAAUAGACGAUUCUAAAGAGGCGAUGGAACAUGCAAAUGGCAUGGAACUGGACGGCAGGAGGAUCCGCGUGGAUUACUCCAUCACCAAGAGAGCGCACACACCCACCCCGGGCAUCUACAUGGGCAGGCCAACCCACAGUGGCGGUGGUGGUGGUGGUGGUGGAGGAGGAGGAGGAGCAGGUCGUCGUCGUGAUUCCUAUUAUGAUAGGGGAUAUGACAGAGGAUAUGACAGAUAUGAAGAAUAUGACUACCGGUACAGGAGACGAUCACCUUCACCUUAUUAUAGCCGAUAUCGAUCACGGUCAAGAUCCCGCUCCUAUAGCCCAAGACGCUACUGAAGAACGGAAGAAUUACAGUUGUGGACCUGAUUUUUAAAUAAAAUUCUGCCCUUAGUUUCCCUUUGGUCUCCCCCCACCUUUCCCCUCAAAUCUCUCUUAUAAGACCUUUGGUUCAUUUAGAAGAUACAUAUUUUCAGUUGAAGUAUUGCUGUUUUCCACCCCCUUUUAUUGUAAUACUCUUAAAAUCGUAAUUGUUGUAGUUUUGUGUAGUUAAACAUCUUAAGCAAAACUAAAUAGAAAUCCCAAAGUGUUGUUACAUUUUGUAAGUCAUUCUGUUUUUGUUUUUAAAACAAUUGUACUCCUGGCUAAUCUAAUGAGGAGAAGAGAGCAUUGAUGUUUUUUAAAGCUUGCAUGUUGUGUGUAAUAUACACACUCAGCUACUUUAAUAUAAACCUGUGUUUCCAAAAAAAAACUUGUUAAUCUUUCUGUUAAUGCUUGGUUGUUAAUUUUGAAAAAUAAGCAACAUCUCUGAACCUUUUCUGUAAUGGCAAAUUUCACUAGAUAGUCAUGAACCUGAUGGGUUUUUUUGGUUAAAUUGCUUUGAGUGUAGAAAUAUUAGAGCUAUAGCAAAUUUUCAUAUUUGGUUUAACUUCUUUGGAAAAACAGAUUCUUAUACACUGAAGAUCAAGAUUGUGUUUUAUAGAUGAAAAGUUUCUAGACUGCUAUACAAUGGAUAACAUUUGAAGUUAAAACCAUACAAAUCUAACUGAUUUUUUUUAAUUGAACUCAAAGUAGUGUUUCCCCUUAAUCAGUGCAGGAGAAAAAAUAUUUAUUGAACAUAGCAAUUAGUUAUAUAAUUUGCUGUUCAUACAAACUCAUGUUGAUAUUGCAAUGAUGGUUAAGGAAGUUCUAGUUUCCAGUCCUUUUGAAGUUGCUGGUAUGGAUAGAAAAAUUACAGUUACAUAUAAACCUCUUCUUCCUCAAAAUAAAGUUAAUUACACUGAAA
Molecule: messenger RNA, 2854 nt
Organism: Chrysemys picta bellii (western painted turtle)
Lineage: Eukaryota; Metazoa; Chordata; Testudines; Emydidae
Source: RefSeq, a predicted model, not a curated record